CAUAUGUCGAUUGGCAAACGUAUUGUCGCUGCUGCUGCUGCUGCUGCUCAUUCUUCUCAUCCGAUCUGCAUCAGAAGCACAGCGUUCGCGCAACGUAACAACCGAAAACAAAAUAACAACAAUAACGAACCGACAACAACAAACAAACAAACAAAGAUAUGUUUCUGUUCAAGACGAUUCUGCUGCUGAUCGUAGCAAUCGCUUGCGCUUCUGGACAGAUGGAGGAGUGUCAGGAGUGGACGUGUGCGGCCACGUCUUGCGUCCCCGUGGGUGAUUGCAACGGUCCCAACGAGGUCGUCAUCACCGGGGGCUUCUGCAACUGUUGCCAGUUGUGCGCGACCUUAGUCGGUGAGCAGCCGCCCAGCUAUGAUCUAAUCUCUGAUCACGUUGCAGGUAAACACGGCAAGUGCGGCGACAUCGCCGGAAAGUUCGUCACCUGCAGGAAUCCGUUCAAGUGCAUCGGCGGUAAAUGCAGGGGCAAAUAGAAUCUACAAGCAGAUAAUCUCUAAUCUGUUAAUUGCAAAUAAUAUUAAGAUAAUAAGCAAUGAAUAAAGAAUUUAGUUAAUCUUUAA
This is a messenger RNA of Nicrophorus vespilloides, 572 nucleotides long. RefSeq lists its product as uncharacterized. The coding region runs from base 159 to 485 and encodes 108 amino acids. The record is from RefSeq and is a predicted model, not a curated record. Lineage: Eukaryota; Metazoa; Arthropoda; Insecta; Coleoptera; Silphidae. The transcript is spliced from 3 exons.